AUGCCACCGCUAGGAGCAAGCAUUAACUAUGGGGAAAACUUACGUCAUUCUGUUGAUAUUUAUAUUUAUCUUGUAGUACAGUAUAUUAUUCAAUGUUUCAUUAUAAUAUAUAUAAUAGUUCAAGCUCUAUGUUACUUCGAGCGGCUGGUGCUUGUAUUCGUUCGAUUACGUUUACGACCUCGCGUUUGUCCAACGCUACGCGAUGUGUUACCUGUACCAACAGACGAGCUUAGCUACCCUUUUGUCGCUGUUCAAUUGCCGAUGAAAAACGAAAUCGAAUGUUGCGAAGCAAUUAUCAAUCAUGCAUGUAACUUAGACUGGCCACGAAGUCGGCUUUUCGUCCAAGUAGUCGAUGACUCGACGGACGACGAAGCAAAAGCACUUGUCGAGAAAUGUAUUCAACAGUGGGAGUGUCGUAGAUUUCCAAUAGGCAUCUCUCGACGGCCUAAUAAUCAAGGUUUUAAAGCUGGAGCUUUGUUACAUGCAAUGCCAUCCAUUUCUCAGGCCGAAUACAUUGCUAUAUUUGACGCUGAUUUCUUACCGAACAAAGAUUUCCUUCUGAAAACAGUUCCCGCUCUAAUGUAUGAUCCAGCAGUUGCUUUUGUACAGGCACGAUGGACAUUUACAAAUGCUCAAGAAUCAUUUCUUACGCGUAUGCAAGAAAUUUUUCUUAAUUUUCAUCACAAAUGUGAACAAGAGUGCAGAUAUCGUGCAUCGUCAUUUAUUACUUUUAAUGGAACUGGUGGCGUAUGGCGAACAGCAGCUAUUGAACAAGUAGGUGGAUGGCAUACAGAUACACUGGUGGAAGACUUAGAUUUGGCGCUACGAGUUUACAUUAACGGAUGGCAAGCUGUUUACAUGAAGGACGUCGAAUGUCUUAACGAGCUUCCUCCAACACUAUCUGCUUAUCUAUCUCAACAACAUCGCUGGAUUUCUGGUCCAAUUCAGAUAGCGAAAAAACUCACUGGAGAAAUUAUUCGGUCAACACAUAUAUCUUGGUUUGAAAAGCUCAGUUGUCUCUCGUACAUUUUUCGAAACUAUGUUCAUAUUGUGAAUAUUUUAUCAUUUACUGUCAUCACUCCACUCUCGUUAUGGAUAUCUGAAUGGUAUGUUUACACUGCCGUUAGUCUUUACAUUUUAUUUACAGCCACUAUAUUUGUUGUACGGUACACGCGUGAUGGAAUAUAUCUCGCAUUACCAUACAUCUUCUUUAUGAAUGCCAUGUCUCUACAUAACACUUCUGCUAUCAUAUCUGGUUUAUUCAACUAUGGGCUUGCGAAGCAAUGGAUUGUAACACCGAAAUUUGGUAAUGGAAACCAAACAAUGUCUUCGACAAAACAACCAAUAAAACAAGCGAUGACCGUAGCAGUUCAGAAUCAACCGUCAAUGAUAACAACGGUCGUUUCAUCUAAGAGAAAAUCGUGUUUGAAUUGCUUGAAAGUUAUUAUAUCUUUCGCUACUGAUCCACUAAUCAAGAUGAAUCGACGAAUGUGUCGAACACGGCACUCAUUCCGCAUUAGUAAGCGAAAUUUUUGCAUGGCCACUUAUCUGUUUGGUAUUUCAUAUGGAUGCUGUCAAAAAGAUUUCUAUUUCACCAGUAUCUACAUGUUUUUGACUGCUAUCCUGUAUCUGAGCAUGGCCUUCGGCUAUAUGGGAAGAUUCACAUAG
This is a messenger RNA of Adineta ricciae, 1668 nucleotides long. NCBI's taxonomy places the organism in Eukaryota, Metazoa, Rotifera, Eurotatoria, Adinetida, Adinetidae. The record is from the annotation of a GenBank genome assembly.